Molecule: messenger RNA, 3206 nt
Organism: Schistocerca nitens (vagrant locust)
Lineage: Eukaryota; Metazoa; Arthropoda; Insecta; Orthoptera; Acrididae
Exons: 2
Biological process (GO): actin filament polymerization
Cellular component (GO): cytoplasm; actin filament
Molecular function (GO): actin binding; microtubule binding
Source: RefSeq, a predicted model, not a curated record
CCCACCGCCGCCGCGCGACCGCCGCCGCCCACGCCGCCGCCCGCGGAGGACGACGACGACGCGGACGACGAGGACAGCAAGACGCUGUCGCAGCAGAUCGCCGACGGCAAGUACGGCCUGAUCCAGAAGGAGCUGUACCGCGAGCCGCCGGCGCGCCCCGGCAUCGUGAGCUACGCGGCCAACCCGGAGGUGCCGCGCGACACGGCGCGCACGCUGGGAGGCCUGCGGCCGUCCGAGGUGUGGCUGGCCGAAGACCACGUGCUCGUGCUGAGGGGCGGCGCGUUCGCAGCCCCCGAGCGCACGGAGAAGCCGCCCUGGCCGCCGAUCGACGACUACCACGCGCCGCCCAGACAGGUGCGGCUGCCGGCGCGCCCACGCGUGCCGCCGCCCUUCCCGGUGCAGCUGGCCGACGGCGAGCCGCCGCGGCUGCUGGGCAACCAGUCCCGGGCGCCGCCGCGGCCGCCGUUCUUCGCGCCGCCCUUUCCGUUUCCCGGGCCCGGCGCGGCCAACGCGACGCGGGACGGCGCCGCGCCUCCGUAUCUCUACCCGCCGCCGGGAAACUUCCCCCCGGGAGGGGCCGUCCCUACGCCAGCGGGCAACGGAUCGUUGUCGCCACCUCCGUAUCCGUUUCCACCUCCGAGAAACGGGUCGCUGUACGGGCCUCCCGCCGGCCCCUUCCCGCCCCCGCCCUUCUUCUUCCCCGGCCCGUACGGGUCGCCACCGACGGGCAACGCCACCUUCCCGCCUCCCGGCAACGGCUCCUUCCCCUUCCCGUUCCCGUUCCCUCCUCCGGGUAACGGCACCUUCCCGUUCCCGUUCCCGUUCCCGUUUCCAGUAAACGGGUCGCUGCCGCCCGGCUUCCCCGUGCUGCCACCGGGGGCGGCGCUGCUGCCGCCGCCGGGACUCUUCAAUGACACCUUCGACGAGGACGACAUGUCAAUUUAUUACCCGCCGCCGUACGACUUCUACUAUCCGACCGACAACACGACACAGGUGCCACCGGGUCCACUAGUGCCCGGAAUAGUGCUGGCACCUCCGCCGAACUUCUUCGGACCACUCGACAACGAAACGGAGACUGCGGGCUCCGGCGGGACGACGGUCGCACCGCCGCCCUCCGAGACGACCGCGGGCGAGGGGUACACCGCCAAAUACGUGCCGGUGACGACUCAGAAUCGGCGUAAGAAACCUACACCCGCGACGACCGUGAAGACUGUCGCCGACGUGCCGGUCUCGACGACGACGCCGCCGCCGCCGCCGCCACAUCCGACGCCAGCUACUCCGGUACCGCCCGGUCGGAGCCCUUCGGUGCAGGUGAUCCACGACGGAGCGUCACCUCUCCAGCCUCCGGGUUACUACUAUUACCAAGUCCCGGCCGCCGUCCCGGUUACCUCGACGGUAGCUCCGCCGACGGUCGUCCUGUCCUCCACUACGGCUGCCCCGCCACCUGCGAGUGUUUCGUACGUCGUCGUGCCCGUCACAGAUAUAGUGGUGCGACAGCCGCCCCAGAGUCGACAGCAGCAGCAGCAGCAGCAGCAGCAGCAGCAACAGCAACAACGACAACAACAUCGACAGAGGCCCAAGGCACCGGAUCCGACACCGCCCACCUACUUCUACGACCCCAUCUCUGACCGUACGCCAAAAAAAUCUUACUACUUCUUUGAAGAACCUUGGCGCGGCAUUUCCUUCCAGUUCCCAUUACCGAGCCCGACACUGCAAACACUGCUGGGACAGUCGUACCGUCAGCCGACGCAGCUCUACUACUAUUCGGACGCCACAAAACGACAGAGGCCGUCGCAAUCUGUCGCCACUUCACAUCCCCCGUACUACAGUCUCCCGCAACAGGUAUCGACAGUGCCGCCGCCGUCACCGCACUAUCCGCAGUCGACUCCUGGCCGGGCACCGUACUACGGCCCCACGACACCGACACCGGCACCUUAUUACUUGCAGGUGUCCACACAUUCUUAUUACGAUAUCGGACCCUCUACUGUUAGACCUGCGUACCGGUACAAUUUUGAGCAGCACCCAGUACCGAAUACGACACCCGGACCGCGUACGACUCCACCGGUUUACCGGACGACGACACCGCGCACGGUCUUCGAGUUCGACUACAGACAGCAGCAGAAGUUUCGGCAACCCCCGUCCUAUUUCACUCCCGGACACACUUCCGGUGACUUCUCUCAGGUUCACGUAACUACACCGGCUCCCUCACGAUCACAGCAAUACGGAGGUGAACAAAUAUCGAGCAGUGGCUACUCGACGGAGAAUCCGUUGUCGGCACUGUUCACACGACAGGAUGAAAGUCUCAUCGAUGAAAAUACGAAAAGGUACUUCACAAUAUUUGGACAGAAGUUGCCACAACAGGAAUCUGAAAUACCGUCCACAACACCGAUGCCUAUUACUGAGGAACAGCAGAAUUUAAAAGAAGCUCUUCCACUGUCUCUAGAAGGUGAUACCCUGGUCAACUACAGACCACCACUUCCUGCUGCCAAUCCAGAAAGUGAGUUUAUCGCGUACCCACUGCCAGGAGACGGCGCCCACGCAUACUUCCUCCCACCCGGCGGUGGGUACUCGUAUCCGGCUCCGGUACCAAACCGGCGACUGCGGUAUCGUAGAAAGGAUACGGGCAGUGAAGUGACGUGACCUUUUACGGUGGAAGUGUCCCAGUGUGGAAAGCUCUUCUGAUUCGAACAGUGCCUCCAAAGCAAAAUCACAAACUAGAAAAAUUGAAUUAAGCUUCGUAUACUUUAGAAAAAUGUGUGAAUUGUUCGACAAGUGAGUGAUCGACAAACUGAUGCAGUUGCCUCAUUUCUGUUUACAAAGUGUAAUGAGAGUGUAUAUUUAUGUGUCGUUACAAACUACUACAGACUUAUUUUAACUGUUGUGAAUGCCACUAUUGCCUUUUUUAUGGAAAUGUGUUGUCGGAGUAGUCCGUGUUGUAAAUAAACAUCCUCCCAUUCGCAUAUAUUUAAUAACUGCUGCUACUGAUGUGUACGAGUGUUAGUAACAGCUUUGUUCCGCUUCUCAGUGCCAUUCAGCUCAAUAAACAAAAUUUAUAUGUUGUUAAUGUAUGACAGCAAACUCAGGCAUACUAUUCUUAAGGUACCAUGUAGUUUUUUGGUAGCGAUUAAUUAUUUCAACUAAGCUGAAAGAAAAUCAUCAGAAACAAAUGAUUAUCUCAGGAAAUCAAUAAAAAAUUUCCAUGUCAA